This is a messenger RNA of Drosophila persimilis, 1001 nucleotides long. RefSeq names its product histone H2A.v (gene His2Av). Gene Ontology annotation, cellular component: nucleosome. Gene Ontology annotation, molecular function: DNA binding; structural constituent of chromatin; protein heterodimerization activity. The coding region runs from base 135 to 560 and encodes 141 amino acids. The record is from RefSeq and is a predicted model, not a curated record. Lineage: Eukaryota; Metazoa; Arthropoda; Insecta; Diptera; Drosophilidae. The transcript has 4 exons.
ACGAAAAUCACGUUAAAAGCAAUUGCUGCGCGCUUCAAUUCGGUUUUAAUAGUCAUUCCAAAACGCGCGAAUACCCAAAGUGCCUUUGAGCAGUUUACAUUACCCCACGAGAGCGAAAAAUCGAUUGAAAUAAAAUGGCUGGUGGUAAAGCAGGCAAGGAUUCGGGCAAAGCAAAGGCGAAGGCAGUUUCCCGCUCAGCGCGCGCUGGUCUUCAGUUCCCCGUUGGCCGUAUCCAUCGUCAUCUGAAAAGUCGUACUACAUCUCAUGGACGCGUUGGUGCCACCGCUGCCGUCUACUCCGCUGCCAUAUUGGAAUAUUUGACUGCUGAGGUUCUGGAAUUGGCAGGAAAUGCAUCGAAAGAUCUGAAAGUGAAACGUAUCACACCGCGCCACUUACAGCUCGCCAUUCGCGGAGACGAGGAGCUGGACAGUCUGAUCAAGGCAACCAUCGCCGGCGGCGGUGUCAUUCCCCAUAUUCACAAGUCGCUUAUCGGCAAGAAAGAGGACACCGUCCAGGAUCCACAGCGAAAGGGCAAUGUGAUCCUUUCGCAGGCCUACUAACUGCCAAACCCACAUUUGACACCCUCUUUUUUAAAAAAUACGAUGUUUUAAGAUUAAAUUCCGAAGAACCGUGUAGAGAGAUCCAAACUUACCGACGAGGAAAAACAUGUAAUUUUAAUAAUUUCUGUGCGACGGCAACGCAUAUUUACCCUCACACAAAAGAAAGCAUAAUUAUAUGUAAUUAUAGAUAUCUGCCCCCAGGCCAACACACACACACACACAACAAAACCCCUCAAGCACCCAAAUCUCACACAUCCAUAAAAUAUAUACGCGCACGCAUUAUUUUUUAUAAUCUUAAACAAAAAUGUGAAAGGAUAAAAGAAAUGCAAUGAGCGAUCGAAGAUUAUAUAACAGAUGAAAGCGGAAAGUAAAGCAUAGAUAAGUAUAAGCGCCGAGUAAUUACACGAAUAAAUUUAAUAAAAAUUAUAAUAAAAACUCAAA